Messenger RNA from Aspergillus homomorphus CBS 101889, 1755 nucleotides. RefSeq lists its product as uncharacterized. The annotation marks the transcript as partial. The record is from RefSeq and is a predicted model, not a curated record. NCBI's taxonomy places the organism in Eukaryota, Fungi, Ascomycota, Eurotiomycetes, Eurotiales, Aspergillaceae. The transcript is spliced from 4 exons.
CCCGGUGAUGGAAUCUGUCCAACUACAGCACAGUUCAAUUUGUGUUACCAAUCCAAACUCGCUGAGUGGAAAGACGCGGCCGCAACUCGUGUGCCAGGCUCCGAUUCAUUUGAGUUCUACAUACAGUCUUUCUUAAAUCUCCUGAAGGAUGUCCCUCCGUUCUUUCACUCUCUCCCAGAUGAGGUACUGGAGGAAGUAUAUGAUUAUCACCUCAUUGGAGAAAUCUGUGUCAAAUCAACGGACGACCCAGCUUGCGAUCAGCCUCAGAAGUCGCUCGAAUUUCGCUAUUGCGUCGCUCGCCAAUGGUGGCACAUAUGCCCGACAGUGACUGUGACACCUUCAAGAGCCGCAAUUCCGAUAUCAGCUAGGCCCCUCCGCGCUGAGUAUUUCACGAGCAUUGUCCUUGCAUGGUCCUAUAUCUUUUCCGCUCGCUGGGUGGAAUUAUUACAACAAGCUGGUCUGGAAUGCCAAAUGUUUCAUGACCAGAGGUUGCAGCUUGAAGAUUCCUUCUGGGACAUUAUCUUGCAAGGUCGCUGGAAAGCUCAUCUCGAGCGCCUCGGAGAGAAUAAGGAGGCGCUUUAUCCUCUGUGGAUGUUGAGACUGCCCGGCAUGUCAAAGCAUCAAGACGAUCUGGCUCCAGUGGCUGCAGAUUCAGCCCUUGCUUUCCAUAUCCUUCUCGACUUUUGCACGUCGGAAGGCCUUGAAGGGGAGUUACUCAUUGGCCUUGCCUCGAUUCUAUUUCUUCACUCACGAGACGGCUCCCGAGCUAAGUUUCCUCCUCCAGCCAUGAUCCCAGCCAAGUCCUUUGACUCCACAACAACUCAGAACAACACAAUCUUUCAUAAGCUGUUCCAAAACAUUGAUCAAUGCAUGUUUCUGAGUUCUACGUGGGAUGCCGUGGACUCGUUGCUCUGCAGUGCAUUCUUCGAUCCUAGCGUCCCUUGCAACUUGGAAGGAGCAGCGUCGUUAGGUGUACUAGAAGGCCUUUCGCUGGGGGACGAGAUUGACGAUGUGCAGCUCCUCCACGCCAUCACAUAUGUGAAACCACAUUUGAGUCUUUUUUGGGCGGCUGCAAUCUACUCCAACAGAGCAAUGAUGUUCUUGAAUCGUUCGCUUGAUUCGCUACCGGAGAUAUCUCUGCCUGCCGCUUAUUGGACCAAUACCACUCAAUCCUUUCUUCAGGUGACAUAUCGUUCAGCUUAUACGGCAGAACCUAUCGUUGAUCGUGUACGCGAAUUCCAGACCUUUCACUUUUGCCCACCGGAGCUUGAAUGCAGUGGAUUGCAAUGGCCACGGUCCCCGGUGCCGCCAUUCGGCGCGACCCCCUUCACAAAUCUCAGUCUCGAAGUCAGAGAGCAUCUAGGACACAUGCACAGACCUCAUUCUUGGAAUAUAUGCUGGAAGUUGAGAUCUGGGAAAAGAUUCCCGACGAACAUUGAACAUCACCUGAAACCUUCGCGAGUUCGCACGAUUAACUAUUAUUGUCCUGUAGGGCAUGUCAAUGACCCGCCCCACCCAAGAAGAGAAAUCGCUGAGAAGCAAUCGUGGGCUGCAACACAAAGCCUGUUCUCCUGGCAGAGACUGUGUGAAGGUGCCAUAUGGCUCGACGAUGGGGCCGGUGACAUUGAUAAGAUACGCCGCAUGCAGAUACAUCCGUGGAUUAAAAGCCGGUGGAAUACCGAUGGCGGAACACCUGAAGAAACCGAGCACAAGGAGCUCGAUAUCGACAGGAUUUUGCAAUGGAAAGAUAAGGUG